AUGCCGGGAUUCUCAGACCUGUCCCGCGAACUCAUUGACCACAUCAUCUCAGACCUCAUCUCCCUUUACGACAACGACCCGGCAUACCAAUGGACUUGCCUCCGAAAAAUCACCCGCUACCACAAGACCAUGAUUGAACGCCACUUUCGUCACUUCUGGGUACCCGAGCUGUCACUCACAAUCCGUCUCUCUACACCAGAUGACUACGAUGUUGUCUGUUUUGAGGCUCCUGAAGAGGAUUGCCCCGAUGCCGAAAGCUCGCACAAAGAGUUGCGACAGGACGGUAGUGGCAAAUAUGUGACAUUCGUGGCAGAUGACUAUGACGAAGACGUACUUUUCGAUCUAUACGACAAUGUCCAGGACUGGCUAGACGAGGUUGUCAAAGCAGCCCAUCGGGUACGACAUGAUACUGAACAUGCGAAAUCAAUUGUCGUCCGCAUGGGCGAUGGCAUACUGAACAAGGGCUUCACAAAAGGCGGCAUUGUCAGCGAUGUCCUCAUUCCCGGUGUAACCUUCAACAUCCAAACCGAUCCUUGGCAACUAUCAUUCGAUUGGAAGGCACUCUUCGGCUUGCUCUUCGGCGAAGAAAUGGCAAUGCGUCGGUUUGCCGAUAGACUGCUUGCAAAGUAUAUGCCGAGAAUCAGUGUAUUGCGCCUACGCAAGACCCCUGCAGCUGUAUACACCGUCUUGCGCGAGCACUAUCAUUGGAAACGCAGGGAAAUGCUAUUGGCAUACCGAAAGCACAUUGAGUCGCAGAAACUGCUUCCAGAUGGCCAGCCCUUUGACUUGACGCCAUUUCUCCCCGACCAAGCCGAGCCACCAUCCUUCCCCAAAAUCUCAGACCAUGACUCUUUCGUCUUGUGUCUGGACGAACAGAGCGUUGUAUUCAAGAUUCCCCAAUGGGAGCUGUUAACCAUACGCCAAGUUGCACGGCUGCGUAUCAUGGACGAACUCAUCGAGCUAGACAUGAUGCCCGAACAAGGCAUGAGUCGUUGGGGAAGGCACUACUAUGAGGAAAUGCAAGUGCGAGAGGAUGAGAUGAUGGGCCACAGAAAAGCGAGUGAGGAGAAACUGAAACAGCAUUUGAGGGGGCCAACACUGAACUCUGCGCGGUUCUGGGACUAAGAUGAGGGAGUGAGCAGGAAUCCUUGACUGUUUCCAUGCAGAACAGCAGAUGGACAAGGCAUCAUCCGUGGUUUUU
Exserohilum turcica Et28A is the source of this 1201-nucleotide messenger RNA. RefSeq lists its product as uncharacterized. Lineage: Eukaryota; Fungi; Ascomycota; Dothideomycetes; Pleosporales; Pleosporaceae. Bases 1 to 1125 code for a protein of 374 amino acids. The record is from RefSeq and is a predicted model, not a curated record. The transcript has a single exon.